AUGAAGCUCUUUUGCCUCCUGGGGCUGGUGGUAGUGUCUCUGGCUGGGCCAGCCACACAGCGAUUCGAUGGACACAAAGUCUUUCGGGUGAAGCCUGCAACCGAGCAGGCAGUGCGUUUUGUGAAGAGCUUGGCUGAUGUUCCAAAGCUGGAUCUGUGGCAGCCUGACUCCCUGGAUCAAGUGGUUGUGGGCAUCAAUGUGGAUUUCCGAGUGGGAGCGGAGCAAGUUGCCGAGGUGCAGGGUCUCCUAGAGCGGAGUGGACUGCAAUACCAGGUUUUGAUCAAAGAUCUUCAGACGGCGAUUGAUGAACAAUUUGACAACGGGGAUCGUGCCUCCUAUCAGCACAGUUAUGUCAAGUACAAUUCCAUAGAAACAAUUAACCAAUGGAUGGCGACAAUAGUUGCCCAAAACUCAGACAUGAUGUCUUACUCCACAAUUGGUUCCAGCUACGAGGGGCGACCUCUGCAUGUCAUCAAGAUCGGUAAGAAGACGGGAUCAGUGAAACCAGCGAUCUUCAUGGACUGUGGCAUCCACGCCAGAGAGUGGAUCUCCCCCGCAUUCUGUCAGUGGUUUGUGAACGAGGCUGUGUCCACCUAUGGAUCAGAUCCCACAAUGACCGACCUUCUCAACACCAUGGACUUCCUCGUUGUCCCAGUCAUCAACGUUGAUGGUUACUCGUAUACCUGGACUAAUGACCGAAUGUGGAGAAAGACCCGUUCUCGGAACCCUGGGACUAAUUGUCGGGGAACUGAUCCCAACAGAAACUGGAACGCAGGAUGGUGUGAGAUCGGGGCCUCCAAGAACCCCUGCUCAGAGACGUACUGCGGCCCCGUAGUAGAGUCUGAGAAAGUAGUCAAGGCUGUGGCUGAUUACAUUCGUAGCCAGCGUUCAGUCAUCAAGGCUUACCUCACCAUGCACUCCUACUCUCAGAUGUGCCUCUUCCCAUAUUCCUACACCUACAAUCUGGCAGCCAACCAUGAAGAGCUGAAUAGCAUAGCUCUGACUGCGAUCAACAAACUGGGCAGCAUGUACGGGACACAGUAUGUGUACGGUCCUGGAGCAGUGACUAUCUAUCCAGCAGCUGGGGGUUCGGAUGACUGGGCUUACGAUGAGGGCAUUAAAUACGCCUUUACCUUUGAACUGCGGGACACCGGCAGAUAUGGGUUCCUUUUGCCUGAAUCUCAGAUCAAACCAACUUGUGAAGAAACCAUGUUGGCGAUUAAAUAUAUUUCCCAAUAUGUCAGCGAGCACCUGUACUGAAAUACAACAAUGUA
Molecule: messenger RNA, 1274 nt
Organism: Callorhinchus milii (elephant shark)
Lineage: Eukaryota; Metazoa; Chordata; Chondrichthyes; Chimaeriformes; Callorhinchidae
Product: carboxypeptidase B-like
Exons: 11
Coding region: 1-1260 (419 amino acids)
Biological process (GO): proteolysis
Molecular function (GO): metallocarboxypeptidase activity; zinc ion binding
Source: RefSeq, a predicted model, not a curated record